AUGGAUGCUUUUGUGAACAGAUUUAAAGGGACUACUGCUCUUUGGUCCGACGAAAGUAGUAUGCUCGGUGAUUUCGGCUCCUAUGAUGCUGUUAAAGAAUUCUCUCACCCAGUCUUCGAAAUUCCCGCUUAUCAAAAUGCAAACUGCACCGAUGAAAACUCUGAUUCUGAGUGUCGUAUCAAAUUUGAACAUGGUACAACUACACUAGCUUUCAAAUUUCAAGGUGGUAUCAUGGUUGCUGUUGAUUCGCGUGCUUCUGCCGGAAGUUACAUUGCUUCACAAACUGUAAAGAAAGUCAUCGAAAUCAAUCCAUACCUUUUAGGAACUAUGGCCGGUGGUGCUGCUGAUUGCCAAUUCUGGGAAAGAGACCUUGGCAGGCAUUGUCGAUUGUACGAGUUGAGAAAUAAAGAACGAAUUUCUGUCGCAGCUGCUUCUAAGUUGUUGGCUAAUAUGGUAUACCCAUAUAAAAGAAUGGGAAUCUCAAUGGGAACAAUGAUUACUGGUUGGGAUAAAACUGUAUGUAUGUUCACAUUUAAUAUAUAA
This is a messenger RNA of Dentiscutata heterogama, 543 nucleotides long. NCBI's taxonomy places the organism in Eukaryota, Fungi, Glomeromycota, Glomeromycetes, Diversisporales, Gigasporaceae. The record is from the annotation of a GenBank genome assembly.